Messenger RNA from Penicillium samsonianum, 681 nucleotides. RefSeq lists its product as uncharacterized. The transcript has 3 exons. The coding region runs from base 1 to 681 and encodes 226 amino acids. NCBI's taxonomy places the organism in Eukaryota, Fungi, Ascomycota, Eurotiomycetes, Eurotiales, Aspergillaceae. The record is from RefSeq and is a predicted model, not a curated record.
AUGGAAUCACUCACACCGACCAAACAACCCAUCGCCAUCCGUCCAGAACAUGUUGCUUCAUCGACCACAACAAUUCAAGUGAAGCAACAUAGCGCGAGCUGGUCCAGCGGCAAUUUCACAAUUUCAAGCACUCCAACUGCUGAAGAACCUCUUUUAACCAAGCUCUUUACCGUCGACGGCGAUGUUGCCUCAUGGUCUCAGCGACGACAUUUCUGCGAUGCCUCAGGUCUUCCCCUUUUUGAGAUAUCUCGGAAAAAGGCCGGGGUAACCUGGUAUAUUCAUCGUCCCGGAGAGAGUAGCAGUAAAGGAAACGAGCCAAUUGCUACAGUUGUACCGCAAUGGAGCGCUCUCAAAGACAAGUUUGACGUGCAUCUUCGGAAUGCUGCUGCAAAUGGAGAAGAGAUAAUACUGGAGGUUCGCGGACAGAAUAUCUGGAAGUCCAAGACAAAUGUUUAUCACCGUGGUAAUUUGGUGAUGAUUGUAAAAUUGACGGAUAUCGCUGCGGUGUACCUACCCGUAAAACGACCAUCAUGGGAAGUGGUGGUGGCUGAAGGAAUGGAUCUUUCGCUGGCUUCAGUUAUUGCCGUUCUUCUAGCUACAGUGUUAUACCAGAGCAGCGGCAAAGGAAAGGCACCGGUGAGGAAUGAUGGUCCCGCUGAAGGAAACAAUGCAUCAACUUGA